This is a messenger RNA of Zeugodacus cucurbitae (melon fly), 937 nucleotides long. RefSeq lists its product as uncharacterized. Lineage: Eukaryota; Metazoa; Arthropoda; Insecta; Diptera; Tephritidae. The transcript is spliced from 3 exons. The record is from RefSeq and is a predicted model, not a curated record. Bases 259 to 786 code for a protein of 175 amino acids.
UGUAAGUUAGAAUUUAUAAAUGUUUUAACGAAUUUUUAAUAUACAUAAAUAUAAAUUUAUUUUUAUAUAUUUACAAACAGAAAAAGAAAAGUUUGGACAAAAAACGAGACACUACUUUUCCUGAAGUGCUACAGCGAGAGGAAGGAGGAGUUCGUACACUCACGAAAGAAAAAGUUUGCAUAUGAGCAUGUUUUAGAAGACAUGAUAUUUCAAUGAUUUACGGAUACAACGGUCAAUGCGGCUGCUCUCGUCGCGAAAAUGCGAACACUUUUGAGUGCAUACAAAUCCGCGAAAGAUAAUGAGAGGCAGACCGGGACUUCUCCGUGCACAGUACCAUAUAUGCAGGAGAUGGACGAUAUUUUUGGCGACAGUUCUAUGGUAUCCGUCAAUCAUACAAUCAACAUCGGGACAGACCCCCAAGAGGCUCUAACUGAAACAUAUGUUAACAAGUCGUUAACGGAGCUGAUCGAGUUUUCACCAACACUUGAAGACGAACCAAGUACAUCUAGGCAGAGUAGGAAUGUCAGACAAAUUCAAGAGCCGCACACAGUGAUUGCUAGUCCAUCUCCUAGAUAUCGCAAAAGUGCAAGAGAGCGAUACUUCGUAAAAAAACUCGAACUAAAGAAAAGAAGUGUUGAAGAAAAAGAGAAAUUCCAGGCUAAAAUGUACAAAAUGAUGGAAGAUUUAGUUAAUAAACGAAACGUCCAAGUGGAAAUAGAACAAAAAAAACUAAAAAUAGAAGAAGAGAAACUUAAGCUUCUCCAACAAUGUUUUAGUAAUGAAUAAAACACAGCAUUUAACUUUUUUUAAAGUAAAAUAAAUUGUUUUAUUAUGGUUUUAUAUAUGCAUGUAUGUACAUAUGUGUCUAAAAGAUAAAAUGCUACUUAAAACAUUUAGUUGUUUUGAGUUAAGAGCAUAAGCAACUGAUUACGACGAU